GUGCGUCCUGCCCAUCGACUGAACAGUCUCUGGUCCUGUCCCGUUUAUUCCAUUCCCAUCCUGCUGUCUGAAUGACAACAUCCAGCACUGAUCCAACAUGUGAGCUGCAGGAUGAAGCUGUGAGGAUGAAGGAUUCUCCACAACUGCACUGAUUUAUCCUUUUAAAAAAGCACAAACUCGCUAUGAAACGCCUGGAUUAUGGAUCGGAUGUGGAUAUUCUGCCAGGUCCUACUUGUUGUGCGUGUUUGUGUGAGUUCAUCAGUGCAUGGUGAGGACGACGCGUCUUGUGAUGGAGCGUUUGAUAUUUAUUUUGUCCUGGACAGGUCGGGCAGCGUGUGGGGCCACUGGGAUGAGAUCUAUGGGUUUGUGGAGCAGCUCACCAGCAGGUUUGUCAGUCCCAGAAUGAGGGUUUCCUACAUCGUCUUUUCAUCUCAAGCGGUUGUGAUCCUCCCUCUGACUGGAGACAGGUCGAAGAUCAACGAAGGUUUAAAUGAGCUGAGCCAGAUCACUCCUGCUGGUGAGACGUACAUGCAUGAAGGCCUGAGAGCGGUUUCGGCGCAAAUGAAGACACCAACUUCACUGACAUCCAGCAUCAUUAUCGUUCUGACUGAUGGCAAGCUGGCCGUAUAUCCCUUUGAGCUGAGUGUAAAGGAGGCUGAUAAAGCCAGAGCGUUUGGAGCCAGAGUGUACUGUGUCGGAGUCAUGGACUUCGACCACAAACAGCUUGCUGAAAUAGCAGACGGCACAGAACAAGUCUUUCCAGUUCUGUCUGGGUUUCACGCUCUUAAAGACGUCGUCAACACAGUCCUGAAGCAAUCAUGCACUGAAGUAUUCACAAUAGAGCCGUCGAGUGUUUGUGUCAACGAGUCCUUCAACGUGGUGCUGAGAGGCAGCGGCUUCAGCGGAGCCAAGAGGGUCGACAACAUCCUCUGUUCCAUCACGUUCAGCCAAGAAACACACAAUCAGAAGCCAACAGUAGUUAGAGAUGGUUAUCUGCUGUGUCCAGCUCCUGUUCUGUACGAGGUCGGACAAUCAAUUGAAGUGCUGAUUAGCCUGAACAACGGAAAAUCCUACAUCUCCAGUCCCAUCACCAUCUACGCGACAACAUGUUCUAGUGGUCUCUGGGUGCUCUGGCUGCUGCUGGCUCUGCUGCUGCUGUUGGUUCUGGGUUUACUCUGGUGGUUUUGGCCUCUUUGCUGCACUGUGGUCAUCAGAGACCCGCCUCCCUCGCGCCCCCCUCCUCCACCUCCUGUCUUUGAGCCAGAAGAGGAUCCUUCACCCAAACACCGCUGGCCGACGGUGGACGCUUCCUACUACGGAGGUCGGGGUGCUGGAGGAAUCAAACGCAUGGAGGUUCGCUGGGGCCAGAAGGGCUCCACGGAGGAGGGGUCCAGGCUGGAGAAAGCCAAAAACGCUGUGGUCACUCUGCCGGAGGAAGUGGAGGAACCGAUCAUCCGUCGACCUCCACCAAGACCUCCUCCCAUCUACAACCCCCCUCCACAGUCCAAAUGGUACACUCCCAUCAAGGGGCGUAUUGAUGCGCUGCUGGCAUUACUGAGAAGACAGUACGACAGAGUGGCCAUCAUGAGGCCGACACCUCAGGACAAGGGCCGCUGCAUUAACUUCACCAGAGUUCAGAGUCACUGAAGUUCAAACACGAGGAUCAACUUUUCACUUUCUUAUUAAUUUCUGGGCUGAAUACGGCUGAUUUCUACACUGAGACAUGAAUGUUGGAAACGAAUAUGUGCUGUAAAUAAACGUCUUUACUUAUA
Amphiprion ocellaris (clown anemonefish) is the source of this 1772-nucleotide messenger RNA. Its product is annotated as anthrax toxin receptor 2-like. The record is from RefSeq and is a predicted model, not a curated record. Bases 199 to 1647 code for a protein of 482 amino acids. Gene Ontology annotation, cellular component: membrane. The transcript is spliced from 17 exons. Lineage: Eukaryota; Metazoa; Chordata; Actinopteri; Pomacentridae. Gene Ontology annotation, molecular function: signaling receptor activity.